Chlamydomonas reinhardtii is the source of this 2132-nucleotide messenger RNA. RefSeq lists its product as uncharacterized. The coding region runs from base 79 to 1740 and encodes 553 amino acids. The transcript is spliced from 3 exons. NCBI's taxonomy places the organism in Eukaryota, Viridiplantae, Chlorophyta, Chlorophyceae, Chlamydomonadales, Chlamydomonadaceae. The record is from RefSeq and is a predicted model, not a curated record.
GCUAGCGGCUUCGUCUCAGUGGCUCGUUCCGUGGGUAGCAUCACAUAUGCCGCAGCACACGCAGUGAUUCCGGCAGCAAUGAGCCACCGGUUUAACGACGCCAGUCCUUUGGCGCGCAGCAGUAUUGGCGGCGCGCCGCCAUCGCCAGCGAGCGGAACCGGCGCCGGUGCCAGCAUCUUUGCCGCCGGCACCAGCGGGCGAGGUCCGAGCAGCAGCGGAGGAGCUGCCCCCGUUGCGAGUCCGGAUGGGGGUCCCGCUGCAGGAGGCUCGCCGAGUGUGCACGGCGUCAGCGCUGCGGUCCAGUCGGAGGAGGCCGCAGCGGCGCUGCGGCGGGCCGUGGGGGGCGCUAACCACGCCCUUUUCCGCUUAGCCAAGUGCGCCGCAGUCGGCGGUGGCGGCACCGGCGGCGUCAGUUGCGUUGGCAGUGGCGGUGUGGAGUCCACCGCCGCCGCCGCUACGGCGGCCACGGCGCCCAGACGCGUCGAGCCGCUCACCGCCGCUGCCGUGCGGGGAGUCAAGCUGGUGCUGGAGGCGACGGUCCGUACUUCCAGGCAGGCUGCCAGUGACGCCACGGGUGGCAGCGAAGCCGCCGCCGUCGCAGCCGCGGCCGCAGCCGCGGCGAAGGCGCCGCCAAGCCGUGCCUCGUCCAGUCGCAGCUUCAGCUCAGCCUUCGGCAGCAAGAAGGUCAGGGACGCGCCGCCGGCGACGACGCUGCGGCCGGCGCCGCUGCUGCUGUCGCCGGCCGCGGCGGCCAUGCCGGUGUGUGAGCUGGUUGACGUGGAUGCGCGCGUUGUGGUGAAGUCGGAAUCGGGCAGCGCAGCAGGGUGGCCGGGGGCGAUUGGCGGCGGCGGCGGCGGUUUCGGGAGGACGUGGAAUGGCAUGGGCGGCAGCCUCAGCGGAGUGCCCGGGAGCGUCGUCGGUUGCGGCACUGGAGCAGGAGGCGGAGUGGAGGCUCUGGGGUCGGGUCGCGAUUGGAGCUGGGACUGGGGCAUUACGCCGCGAGUGGAGGGCGUGGCCUUCCCGGACUUGCCACCUCACCAUCGAGCGGUACAUGACGCGCUGGAGGUGGCGGUGGCGGCCGGCCGGGCGGCGUGGUCUGGUCUGCCGGCGCUGUCGUCCGAUGUGUCUGGUCUGAUCUCUGAGGCGGAGAUGCUCUUCUCCGAGAACGAUCACCUGGUCAAGAAGGCGGCUGGCGACAUGAUGGCAGCGGGCAGGGUGCGCGCGGCGCUGGACCGCAACGCGAACACUAUCAUCGCCUGCCCCGCCCUGCUGGGCCAGCUGCAGGCGGCGGUGAUACGACUGGUGGCGGCUCUGCAUCGCGGCAGCCACAGCAUGCGUCUCAUGGCUGAUGGCCUGGAGCCUCUGGAUCCAGACGCGGCGGCAACGUCGGCGUCGGGUGUGGAUGUGGCGCCGCUGACGCCGCUGGAGCGCGGCUCUGCGUUCACGGGGCCGGGAUCGCCAUUGGUGGGCGCGGCAAGGAACGGGGCGGGCUCGCCGCUAGGAAUGGGAGGAGCAGGGGGGCUGAAGAAGUCGAUGGGUGGAGGCAAGGGCAGCGGUGCCGCGGCGGCGGCGGCGGUGGUUGGGAAGGGCCGCUUCGCGGCCGCGGGGAUCGGGAGCACGGCCUCUGGGAGCCCCAGGAGUAGUGAAGCGCGGAGCGCGGUGGGAGAGGAGCUGCAGAUCAGCGGCUGUACGUGUACUCACGGCUCUCGUGCUCAGUGUAUUACUAGCUGGAGCAACUGAAGGAGAGCUUCAAGAGACCCAGACGGUUACCUCUAGUCUUCCUGUUUGUAUUUGUGUCGUGGGGCAUGCCAUUAAGCAUCCCAUCAGAUGCGGUAUGCGACUAAUGCGAGGCCGGCUUUGUCGGGUCACCUGCCUAGCCAAGGGGCAGGAGCACGGACACGCGGCUUUGUGAGUGUGAUGAGUUCAGCUUGUGAGGGCCGUGUUGACUGAGCUUCGGCCUACCACCGGAACUGCCAAGCGAAAAAAGAGGGCGAUACUAUGCUAAGCGGUGGUAAGCAGGGUAGGUGGCUUGGCCGGGCUUCUCACGGCGUCAGUUCUCUUUGUCCUGCGCAGCCAGGCGCACACACACACAUGACUGCAGGUCUGCAGCGUCGUUGUAACGUUUCAGUGUG